Umbelopsis ramanniana AG is the source of this 812-nucleotide messenger RNA. RefSeq lists its product as uncharacterized. Bases 90 to 722 code for a protein of 210 amino acids. The record is from RefSeq and is a predicted model, not a curated record. The transcript has a single exon. NCBI's taxonomy places the organism in Eukaryota, Fungi, Mucoromycota, Umbelopsidomycetes, Umbelopsidales, Umbelopsidaceae.
GCUGUUGUCACUCAUUACCAUUUUGAUCAUGUUGGAGGUAAAGGUCCCUUGUUUUGGCGCAUGAAAGAAAUGAUCCCAAUAUUAAAUUAAUGACCCCAACGUGGUGUUUAGGAUCGCCCCCGCCUCCAUAUGAUAAUAUACCCAUCAAAGUGUCUGGUCUCGCCACUUUACUGAAACGUCUCCCCCAUAUUAAAGCAUACGUUCAUCCUCUGGACAUUCCAUAUAUAGCGCAAGCGAACCCGUCAAUCCCAGCCAACCGACUGGUACCUACCUUUACUGAAGUGACUGAAACCAUGAACAUUGGCAAACGUACCAAGGUUCGUUUCAUCCACACACCGGGCCAUUCACCUGGGUCCCAGGCCCUUCUGAUUAAUCGCUCCAGGUUGGUGGUGGGAGAUACGCUGUUAUGUGGUCUUUGUGGGCGUACGGACCUACCCGGUGGCGACCGCCGAAUGAUGGAGAAAACAUUGCGACAUACGCUGGGUUCCUUGGAUGAUCGAGUGGUGGUGUACCCUGGCCAUGACUAUGGCUACGAAUGGUCUACCAUUGGCAUUGAGCGAGAAAAGGGCUGUCUAGGAGAAGAUCUGGUUGGCUUCGAUGCACGCCCAACCGAUAUAGAAAAGGGAGCAAAGCCAGAUGUUCAGAAGCGGCGGUCAAUGCUGUCCACUCUAGGAGCCAACCUGAAGAAUAAAGAUAAAGGACAUUGGUUCUUUAACGGAUAAGACAGACGGAGAGACAGUAGUAGCCAGAGGACACAGCUAUAGAUUAUAACGUUGGCUACCCCGCAAUUCAAUUCGCUUCGCUUCGCUUCU